UCAUGGCGGAGAUGGAGGAACAGGAGCUCGCCGAUCGCAUGUCUUGGGAGGAGGUGACGGAGGCCGACCGCCGCGGCCUGCUGGAGCACAGCCGCGAGUUCCUGGACUUGUUUUGGGACAUCGCCAAGAUGGAGCAGCAGACGCGGCUGGAGGCCACGGAGAAGUUGCUGGAAUACCUACGGGCCAGGCCGGAGGGGUCGGAAAUGAAGUACGCCCUGAAGCGCCUCAUCACUGGGCUCGGGAUGAUGCGCGAACAUGCUCGGCCGUGCUACAGCCUGGCCCUGGCCCAGCUCUUACAGUCUUUUGAAGACAUCCCCUUGUUAAGCAUCCUGCAGCAGAUCCAAGAGAAAUACAAGCUGGAUUCCUUGACCAAGGCCACAAUGAGAUCCAGUCUCUUUGGAAACCUGUUUGGGGUGCUCGCCCUCUUCCAGUCAGGCCGGCUGGUGAAGGACUUGGAGGCGCUGCUGGAGUGCGUGAAGCUGCUGCAGGCCCUGGCCCAGCACCACAACCACCUGCAGGAGCAGCCCCGGAGGGCCCUGGUGGACAUCCUGUCUGAGGUGCCAGACAAUUUGUGGCAAGGGCUGCUGCCCAAGGUGCUCAGCACCGACCUGGAUGUGAUACUCAGCUCGCCCGAGCACCUGGAACUAUUCCUCUUGGCCCGGAAGAAGGCGCCAGCCAAGCUGCAGAAGGCGAUGGGUUCGGUCAACCUCUUCUCUGAUGAGAAUCUCCCCAGGCUGGUGGAAGUGCUGCGGCGGGCCGCUGCCAGCGUGAAAAAGGAGCAGAAGCUGCCGCCUGUGGCCCUGGGCAUGCUGCGGCUGGCGCUGGAGGAGGACAAGUUCCCUCAGUUCUGGAAGCAGGUCGUGGAACAGGGGCUGCUGCAGAAACAGCUGUGGCCAGUCAACUAUAUGUGCUUCUACUUGCUGGGCACAGCCUUGCCCCUGCUGUCCAAGGAGCAGCUGCAGCUGGUGUUGCGGGGAGACCUGGCUCGGCUUCUGGGGGAACAUAUGGUCACGUCACAGGUCCAGAACAAGUUCAAGUUUCUUCCUGAGCUGACCAAGUUGGUGGUCACCUUCCUGGAGGGAAGUCGGGAUGACCCCGAGAAGCAGCUUGCUGUGCUAGUGGAUCUCACAUCCAUCACCAACCAGGGCCUCCCUGCCAUUCCCACCUUCUGGCACGUCACGAGGUUCCUGAGCCCUCGGGCUCUGCAGGGCUACGUGGCCUGGUUGCAGGAGAUGUUUAUCCAGCCCAAGCUGGACUCCUUGGUUGACUUCAGCACCGGCGUCCAGAAGAAAGCCUGGAAAGCUACACCCUCCAUGCCUGGACGAGCCGUGUUCCGGCUGCGGAAGUGGAUCAUCCAUCGUUUGGUCAGCAUGAUAGACCACAUGGUCCAGGAGAAGGAUGAGGCCAUGAUCAACCAGUUGGCCAGGUUUUGCUUAUUCCACUCAUUCUUUAAAACAAAGAAGCCCGUAGCUCAGAUCCCUGAAACAAAGCAUCAGUUCUCCGUGCCCUUGGAGGCCCGGGACCGAGAGAUCAUAAGCGAUGGCUUCUUCAGCUUGCUGCAGGCCCUCAGUUCGCCUGUCCGGGAGGCAGCAGCCCAAGCUCUGGGCGGGCAGCUCUGGACCCACCGCCUGUUACAGUUGGCCAACACACUGUUGAACCAAAACCGCAACGUGACCCCUGUGACGCCCUUCACAACGCAGCAGCGCGAGGCCUGGGACCAGAUGCUGCAGACCCUGAAGGAGCUGGAGGCCCGUUCCUCAGAGGCCAAGGCCACUGCCUUCCAUCACCUGCUGCUCCUUGUAGGCAUCAACCUCUUCAAGAGCCCUGCAGAGAGCUGUGAUCUCCUUGGGGACAUCCAGGCCUGCAUCAAGAAGAGCAUGGAGGAGACAGCCCAGCAACCCCGAGCCAAGGCCACCAACUCUGAGGAGCCUCCAUGGGUGGAGGUGAUGGUGGAAAUCCUGCUAACUCUGCUGUCGAAGCCCAGCCACCUGAUGCGCCGGGUCGCCCGCAACGUGUUUGGCCAUAUCUGCUCCCACCUGACCCACCGGGCCCUGGAGUUGAUCCUGGUUGUGGUGAACCCUGAGAGCAGCCAGGAUGCAGAAGACAACGUGGUGGUGACCGAUGAUGCUGCUGAGGAGCAAGUGAGGAAUGGCAAAGACAAGGAUGAUGAGAACAAGAACUCUGAUAGCGAGGGUGAGGAGGAGGAAGAUGAGGAGAGUGAGGAAGAACGCGACAAGGAUGUGGACCCAGGUUUCCGUGAGCAGCUGAUGGAGGUGCUGCGGGCCGGGAAGGCACUGGGUGAAGGGGACAGUGAGGACGACGGGGAGGAGCUGGAUGAUGAGGCCAUGAUGGCGCUGGACAAGAACCUUGCCAGUCUCUUCGCUGAGCAGAAGCUGCGCAUCCAGGCACGGCAGGACGAAAAGAUGAAGCUACAGAAGGAGAAGGCGCUGCGGUGGGACUUCCAGAUUCGCGUGCUGGAUCUGAUUGAGGUGCUGGUGAGCAAGCAUCCCAAGAACGCCCUGAUCCUGGAGCUCAUCGAGCCACUGCUGAGUAUCAUCCGGCGCAGCAGCGGUGGCAGCAAGCAGGAACGCGACCUGCUGCACAAGACAGCCCGCAUCUUAACUGAGAACCUGUUCCGGACCCGGCAAUGCUGCCAGGGCGUGGGUGCCCGUGCAGAUGCUGUGCAUGCACAGCUGGAGCAGCUGGUGCAGCAGGCCAGCCGCCAGACUGAUUCCUCCAUUGCCUUCUACUACUUCAAUGCCUCCCUCUACCUGCUCCGGGUGCUAAAGAUGAACCCUGCCCCAAAGAGCGUGCCAAAGAAGAGGCAGAAGAAGCAAAAGGCCGUCCCUGAGAGCAGCUCCAAGGACCCACAGAUCACCAGCUGCUUGGACUUGAUGCGCGUCACCUCAGCCUACUCAGCUGCACUGAGCUCCUUUCUGACCAAGCGCAACAGCCCACUCACCAUCCCCAUGUUCCUCUGUCUCUUCUCACGCCAUCCAAUGAUCUGCAAGAACCUGGUCCCCAUCAUGGUGCAGCACAUAGCAGGUCCAACACGGCCCCACAACCAGGUCCAGGCCUGCCAACUACUGCAGAAGAGCCUGUGCAUCUCAGAGCUGAAGGUGUGCUUUGAGGACGCAGAGUGGGAGCAGCUGAUAAGUGGCGUGAUGGCACAGGCUGCCAAGAACCUGCAGGCCCUGGGGACGCCACAGACCAAGCCAGAGCACCAGAGGGAGGCAUCAUCCUUGGAACUGCUGAAUAGUAUCCUCCGGACCAUCAGCAACAAGAAGCUGACCGUGGACCUCACCGGGCUCCUGGGCGUGCUGCAGAGCCAGCAGCAGAAAAUGACUGAGAAUUUGCAGCAGGGGGAGCACGCAAACACCUCCAGCCGUCUCCAAGACCUGUACUGGCAGGCCAUGAAGUACCUGGGAGCUCAGCGCCCCAAGCUGGAGAAGGAGGACACCAAGAAAGUCCCCAGCAUCCCCCAGAGUCCCAUCAGCAUGAAGCAGAAGAAAAAGGGAUUCCUGCCGGAGACCAAGAAGCGAAAGAAACGCAAGGCUGAGGACAUGGCCCAGGAGGCACCCUCGCCUGCAGCCACUGCCGCAGACCUGCCCCCCAGCACGGGCAAGAAGAGGAAGAAGGUGAAGGCCAAGCUCCCAGCUCAGGCCCAGGUCAACGGCACACCUCCUGCCAAGAGUCCGGUCCCCAGUGACAGCCCUGCUAAGACACCAAAACAGCAGAAGCAGCAAACCCCAAAAGCAGCCCAGGUCAGCGAAGCCAUCCCCACCUCCCUGGCAGAGCCUGUAGCUGAGAAGCCACAUCUGAAGCCCCUUCCCAAGAAGAGGGUCUUAGGCAAGUCUCCCCUGUCGCCCCUGCCACGGAAGAAGGCCAGGCUGUCGUUGGCCACCAGGGGCCCCCUCCUGUUCCAGUUUGGGGCCAAGAAGAAGAAGGUGAAAGCCUGAGUGCCCCAAGCGCAGACACCACCCACCCCAGAGACACCUAUUUUUUCACUGUAAUUUUAAUAAACAGGCCGCAGUCUGUGGCCCCAGCCGGCUUUGCCUGGUGAGGGUUUGUUGGCAGCCGGGUAGUGCAGGGCAUGGUGGCUCCCCAGCUGCUGUGCCACGCGAGCUAUAGGCUUGAUUUAAAUAAGUUUAUUUCUCCAUUGACGAGGAAUAUAUUUGGCUUCUCUUAAGACUCUGAGAUUCACAAUGAGCAGCUCUAAAAAAUAAAGGAGCAGUUUGGCUUCCGGAAGGAAGAGGAGGCAA
This is a messenger RNA of Ochotona curzoniae (black-lipped pika), 4262 nucleotides long. RefSeq names its product MYB binding protein 1a (gene MYBBP1A). Gene Ontology annotation, cellular component: nucleolus. The transcript has 26 exons. The record is from RefSeq and is a predicted model, not a curated record. Lineage: Eukaryota; Metazoa; Chordata; Mammalia; Lagomorpha; Ochotonidae. Gene Ontology annotation, molecular function: transcription corepressor activity; transcription factor binding; RNA binding. Bases 3 to 3959 code for a protein of 1318 amino acids. Gene Ontology annotation, biological process: regulation of DNA-templated transcription.